AUGCAAAGCAAGGACUCCGGUAUUACAGUGUCUACGGAGGUUCUGUCCCGGGAGGGUAAUAACGAAAGUGCUCUCAUUCUGUUGAGUAACCAGAAGAAGACGAAAAGAAUUGAAGCUAUCGUCAGGACACGACUGCACUGUUUUACCCAAGCCAAGGUAGUAGACACUGGUAGAUCGGCAACUGGGCAUCAACAAAAGACAAAGAACGGGCAGACGGUGCCUUGCAGGAAUGUCAAAGCCGGGGCAAGGGACCCCGGAAAUUGCCUAAAUAGGAAACAUCAGAACAAGACCUGCAGAAUAGAUGUCUGUGCUCUUGAUGAACAUGGCAUUACGUCAAGCGUCGAUCCGGAGAGCAAAAACAAAUAUGAAGAGCAGAAGGGAUCGGCAUGUGUCGUGUUGACUCGACAUGAUCAGAUUGACCUUAUUCCCGUAGUGAAUGAUCUACAUACAGGGGUUGAACUCGAAUGGUUCAUCAUCCCCGGACUUCACAGAUAA
Fusarium graminearum PH-1 is the source of this 495-nucleotide messenger RNA. RefSeq lists its product as uncharacterized. Lineage: Eukaryota; Fungi; Ascomycota; Sordariomycetes; Hypocreales; Nectriaceae. The record is from RefSeq and is a predicted model, not a curated record. The transcript has 5 exons. The coding region runs from base 1 to 495 and encodes 164 amino acids.